Messenger RNA from Erythranthe guttata (spotted monkey flower), 1375 nucleotides. The record is from RefSeq and is a predicted model, not a curated record. Lineage: Eukaryota; Viridiplantae; Streptophyta; Magnoliopsida; Lamiales; Phrymaceae.
AAAAUAGAAUUUCUGAAUUCGGUCGAUUCCGAUCCGAAAAUUCCCGAUCAUCGAAUUAGGUUUUUCUUUCCAGUUUCCAUUUUUUGACAUAUAAAAUCCUAAAUUAAUAAUAAUAAAACUUAAAAUACACCGAGAAAAAAAAAAAAAAGGAAGUACCUGGCAUUAGAAGAGAAGUGAGAACGGUGUUUUGCUAAACCCAAAACCUCAAGGAAUGCAGAAGUUCUUUCAAUGGCGUCGCUCAAUCCACCGAUCUCUACCCUUGAAUCCCAGAUUAUUUACUCAUAUGCCAUCGUCGUCUUUCCCCUCAAUCUCUCGUUUCUUAAGCCACUCUCCACCUGCAGAAGAAGAAGAAGCUUACGACCCCCCAUUUUCUCCCACCCGAACUGAAACCCCCAAAACGAAACACAAGCCAAAAAUCAUUUCUAAGAAGAAGGACCGACCUCCAAAAGUCACAAAUGAAAUCAAUUCCGGCACCACCACCACCACCGAUUUUCCGGCGAAAUCCGAGCUGCCCUUCGAUUUUAUGUACUCGUAUUCGGAGAUCAGCCCCGGUGUUGACCCCAUAGGUUUCCGUGAGCCCAAGAGAUUCUCACCGUUCGGGCCGGGCCGACUCGAUCGGAAGUGGACCGGAACAAGUGCCCCGGCGCCGCAGAAGCCGGACUUGGAGAAGCUGGCGGAGGAGCGCGUUAGGGUUCAGGGUGAUCCACUCUCCGAGGAGGAGAUUGCGGAGCUCGUGGAGAAGUAUCGGCACAGCAAUUGCUCCCGCCAAAUCAAUUUGGGAAAAGGAGGUGUUACACACAACACACUCGAAGACAUCCAUAACCACUGGAAAAAAGCAGAGGCGGUGAGAAUAAAAUGCUUGGGUGUGCCAACUCUUGACAUGGAUAACAUUUGCUUCCACCUCGAGGAUAAAUCUGGAGGAAAGAUUAUAUACCGUCAGAUAAAUAUAGUCUUGAUAUACCGUGGUCGUAACUAUGAUCCAAAAAAGAGAGAGCAGAUUCCAGUAAUGUUAUGGAAGCCUUUGUCGCCGAUUUAUCCCAAGCUGGUGAAGAAUGUUGCUGAUGGUCUUACGUUUGAACAAACUAAGGAGAAGCGAAACAUAGGCCUUAAAUCGCCUCCUCUAAUGAAACUUACUAGGAACGGUGUGUAUGUAAACGUUGUGGAUAAAGUGAGGACAGCGUUUGAGACUGAAGACAUAGUAAGGCUCGACUGUACUCAUGUCGGGGCAAGCGACUGUAAGAGAAUAGGCGUCAAAUUACGAGACCUUGUUCCUUGCAUUCCUAUCUUGUUCAAAGAUGAGCAGAUUGUGCUCUGGAAGGGAGUUAAGAUUGUUGGUGAUGACAAUGAUGCAGCCUUUGAGAUUUUGAUAUUAUGA